AAAUAUUUGUAAUCGAAUUCCAUCUCUUGGGUGUUCAAGGUGACGCGAAUAAGUCAGGCGCUGUCGUUUCUGGUUUUUCCAAAUCUCAUGGUUGUGUAGCUUACAACACACGAACCGAGAGUGGUUUACUCAUGCCGAACAGCUUUUGUGCACGCAAAAGACAAAAAAUAAUCAACUAGAUACAUAAAUAUCAAGUGUCUAAGUUUUUUUUUUUCAUCUGGCGUCGACGAUUUAAAGUGUCAUAAUUAAAUUAUAUCUGCACAUUUCGGUUUUUUGCAACUUGAAUUUGUGGGGGUAUAAAAUGCGGAAUUAAUUUUCGGUAUUGGAUCUAAGCGAGUUGUACGUGAGCAUGAACUUUCAAGGUAAACCGAAUAAGAAACCUUUUUUAAAACGCACAGACACAUAACAACACGGGAUAAUCCCAUCUAUACUAAAUUAAACGAGUGAGGGAACAAUAUGAGAUGUUAACGGUUGUCAAACGAAGAGCACCGACACUGAAGUUUUUUCAAAGUCAGUGUGAGAAUAACAUUUAGUUCGUUCACAUCGCAGUGCAGAUAUUUGAUAGAUGUUUAUAUUAAUCGUGUUUAGUUUUGUGUAACAUCGGAGGAAAACUAGCAUCAAACAUGAUUAAAGAUGGCACAAAUAGUCCCGUCGGCGGGUUUUACUCCGCCAUGUGACUACAGCAACUUUGCGGAUACUUUUGACCUGUCUUUACUUCCACCCUUAUCACCAAACUUCUAUCAAUCACAACCACCAGUGCCAAAAAUAUUCAGCUCGUUCUAUCCAGACUCCCCACAAGAGCCAGAAAUUGAAACGCCGGAUUUUCAAAAACUCCUCGAUAAAAAUCCCACAUCACCACCACUUUCCAAUAUAUAUCUGGAGGUACCUUCAAGUAAGAACUACCCGAACAGUCCAGUGGGUGCCAUUUAUUCGCCACAAUUACUCUCGCCAAAUAGCGGUGCUUAUUCACCGGAAAUAUCUUUAUACGGCCAAGAUUUCUACAAUACUCCUAUCAAACAAGAGGCGUAUUACGGUGAACUACCAAAGGAUACCGAUGAAAAUGUUUUGGAAUUAUUGGGCAACACAUUGUUAGAUAAACCAUGCAUCAAAGAAGAGAAGACUGCGGAUAUCUACAACGAUUUGAUGCAGUUUGAGAAUCAGGCGCAGAUUAGUGAAUGUAACGAACAGAAAAAAGAUCAUCAACUUCUGCGGGAAGUACUCAGGGACACCAGCUUUCAACGCAAGCAUAAUAUCAAACCAUUGGAUUUUCCGAACUUUGAGUUGGACAUCAAGAUGGAGCAGAAAACUGACGAUGAGUAUGUUGAACUUGCGCGUGAAAACAUCGAACCAGUGUUGAAUAUGGCCAUCGAACAAAUGCGUAAAGAUGUGAGCAAAACCUGCAGCGCUCUGUCUAUCUCACCAGAUCCAUCUCAGUGGUCUCAGAGCAACGUAUUGAGCUGGCUUGAAUUCACAUCGAGAGAGUUUAAUAUUCCGCAACCAACACCAGAACAGUGGGAUAUCAACGGCGUGAGCUUGGUUUGUCUCGACGAAGAGAAUUUCGUGAAACGAUCGCCGCAGGGAGGUGCCAUUCUCUACGCACAGUUGGAGAUAUGGAAAGCGGCGUAUCUGGAGGAUGACUUGGGAAUGCAAUGGUUUCCAGAGAACAGCAUAUCCAGCGCAGGUGACGUCAGCGACGAUGAAGAUGAAGAAAUGGCUUCCACACCUUCGGUUGAAACAAAGUCUCCUGGAAGCACAACUUCAACAUCAUCUUCACCUCGACCCGGCGGCGGUUCACAUAUUCACCUUUGGCAAUUCUUAAAGGAAUUGCUCGCGUCGCCACAGAUGCAUGGCUCGUGCAUCCGAUGGUUGGAUCGCAGUAAAGGUGUGUUUAAAAUUGAAGAUUCCGUCAAAGUCGCGCGUCUCUGGGGCAAACGCAAGAAUCGUCCAGCGAUGAACUACGACAAAUUAAGCCGUUCGAUAAGGCAAUACUACAAGAAAGGCAUCAUGAAGAAAACAGAGAGAUCUCAACGUCUUGUCUAUCAAUUUUGCCAUCCGUACUGCUUAUAAACAAUACAAUCGCAUUGUUUAAGUUAAGAGGUGUUGGGUAGUUGGAGGUUUCUUAAAGUUAUUAAGAACCUCUGCGUAAAACGUAGUUGUUAGGAAAUGCUCGACCAGUUAGGUCGACGACGGAAGGUAAUUUCCGUCAAAUAAUUGUAAUCGCGAUUAAAUUUCGAAAAAUGAGUUUUGUCGUUGUGUUGUUACGUUGUUCAGGUUGGUGCUCGGAUUUGUUUCAUCCUUGAGCUCUACCGACUUCGUAUUAACACUUCGGUGGAUUUUGGUCCCAUAUAUCUAUGAUAUAUCAAAGUAUGUAGGUUCUAUGAACAUGAUAAACAAAACUUAGUUGUAAGAUUUUGGAAUUAUUGCAUUAGAGUGUUUUCAUUAUCAUCAAUUGGGGUAAAUUGGUUUUAGGGGGAAAUAGUGAAAUUUUUGAAUACAAACAAAAAAUAUAAACCUAAUGCAAUUCUUCUGAAUAAUUAAACACUGGGCAGUUAGCUCAGAUGUUAUUUUAUUAAGGAAAAUAAUUAAUAUAGUCCAUAUAAGUGUAAUAAUUUGCUAUUUGCUAUAAAUUUAUAUUUAAUUUUAAGUUUGUUUGCAAUAUUUAUUUAAUAAGUUAUGAUUUAAAUAUUUAUCUACGACACAAACAUAUUUACAUAUUGAAUAUUGUUAAUUAUUCAUAUUAUUUAUUGAAGUUUUUAAUCUCAGUGUAUUUUGUUUAUAAUAAAAUUUUGACAGCAA
Molecule: messenger RNA, 2796 nt
Organism: Dalotia coriaria
Lineage: Eukaryota; Metazoa; Arthropoda; Insecta; Coleoptera; Staphylinidae
Gene: Ets98B
Product: DNA-binding protein Ets98B
Exons: 5
Coding region: 634-2067 (477 amino acids)
Biological process (GO): regulation of transcription by RNA polymerase II; cell differentiation
Cellular component (GO): nucleus
Molecular function (GO): DNA-binding transcription factor activity, RNA polymerase II-specific; sequence-specific DNA binding
Source: RefSeq, a predicted model, not a curated record